Strongylus vulgaris is the source of this 629-nucleotide messenger RNA. NCBI's taxonomy places the organism in Eukaryota, Metazoa, Nematoda, Chromadorea, Rhabditida, Strongylidae. The record is from the annotation of a GenBank genome assembly.
ACAAAUGAAGAUCAUCGUGGAGAUGAGGCUGGUCAGUUAAGAACUCAUAAAAAGGCUCAGAAUACACCAAGUGCCCCACUACAUGGAUCAUCCGAAGGGUUUAAUGGUCAGACCAGCCCGGAUGACGAUGUGAUAAACGCUGAAAGUCAGAACAUUCCACUUAUGCGAGUUGUAAUGUCCAAAAAGCAAACCAAACGGAAGAAUAACAAAGUGCUAAAAGAAGGCUGGGUAGUACACUACACAAAUCAAAUGAAUAUGAGGAAGAAACAUUAUUGGCGGCUAGAUACAAAAAGUCUAAUAAUGUAUCAGGAUGAAACUUCAACCCGAUAUUUCAAGGUAGGACUGAAUUAUUUAUUUUUAAUUAGUUUCUCAGUCAUUUUUCUCAUUUCUCAAAAGUCGUCCACUUUUCCAUCCAUUCAUUCAUUCACUCAUUCAUUCAUUCAUUACUUCAUUAUUUAUUUCAUUAUUUUAUUCAAUCAAUCACUCACUCAUUCAAUCCAUUUAUUUUCUAUUCAUUUAUUUUUCCACCGCAUCCAUUGCGCGCAUUCAUUCAAUCGUUCUAAUCAUUCAAUCACUCAUUUUAUUUUUUCUACUCAUUUUAUUCUUCCUCAUUCACUCGAUCAUUAGUU